CCGCCUGCGCUGCCCCGCUGGGUUCGAGCCGCGCCCGCCGCUGGCUGACCCGGGCGCGGGCUGGAGCACGCCCCCCGCCCCGCCGAGGCACCCCCGCUUUCCAACCCCGCGGGCGAUGCCGCUGGCUCGGGACGCAGGCAAGGUGUCCGGAAUCCGGGUUCUCCCAGAGGACAGAGGCUGUGACUAGUGCUGGCCAGGUUUAUAGUCUCCCUUUCUGAUGAAAAGAGAACAGAAGAAUGGACUAUAGUCACCAAACCUCCCUAGUCCCAUGUGGACAAGAUAAAUACAUCUCCAAGAACGAACUUCUCCUGCACCUGAAGACCUACAAUUUGUACUAUGAAGGCCAGAAUUUGCAACUCCGACACCGUGAGGAGGAAGAUGAGUUCAUUGUGGAGGGGCUGCUGAACAUCUCCUGGGGGCUGCGCCGGCCCAUCCGUCUACAGAUGCAGGAUGACAAUGAGCGCAUUCGCCCCCCACCAUCCUCUUCCUCCUGGCACUCUGGCUGUAACUUGGGGGCUCAUGGCACCAUCCUGAAGCCCCUUACCAUGCCCAACAUUCAGAUCUCAGAAGUGGAUGCCCCGCCCGAGAGUGAACAGACAUCGAGCCCCACAGACUCCAGGGGCCUGAAGCCCCUGCAGGAAGACACCCCACAGCUGAUGCGCACACGCAGCGAUGUUGGGGUGCGUCGCCGUGGCAACGUGAGGACACCCAGUGACCAAAGGCGAAUCAGACGCCACCGCUUCUCCAUCAAUGGCCAUUUCUACAACCACAAGACAUCCGUGUUCACGCCAGCCUAUGGCUCUGUCACCAACGUCCGCAUCAACAGCACCAUGACUACCCCACAGGUCCUGAAGCUGCUCCUCAAUAAAUUUAAGAUCGAGAAUUCCGCAGAGGAGUUUGCUUUGUAUGUGGUGCAUACCAGCGGUGAGAAACAGAAGCUGAAGAACACCGAUUACCCUCUGGUUGCCCGAAUCCUCCAGGGACCAUGUGAGCAGGUCUCCAAAGUGUUUCUUAUGGAGAAGGACCAGGUGGAGGAAGUCACCUAUGACGUGGCCCAGUACAUAAAGUUCGAGAUGCCUGUCCUUAAAAGCUUUAUUCAGAAGCUCCAAGAGGAAGAAGAUCGGGAAGUCAAGAAGCUGAUGCGCAAGUACACCGUGCUCCGGCUGAUGAUCCGGCAGAGGCUGGAGGAGAUGGCCGAGACCCCAGCAACCAUCUGAACCACACAAGGGAGGGGAUCCAGAUGCCACGGGGGCCGCCGCUGACACGAGCAGACGCACAGGAAGCUGGGUACCUUCCUUCCACGGAAACGUGUAGAUACAGACCUCACCAGCUCCCGCCGAGCUACCAUCUGUUGCCCAGAGCGGCUGGCGAAGCCAGCAGACAACUCCCCAUCCUUGGAUCCCCAGCUCCAUUCCUUUCUUUCACUCACAGGACUUUUGAAUUUUGUUAUAAGGACUGAAAAUGUGUGUGUAUGUGUGUGUGUAUGCACAUGAGCACACGUGUGCACAUGUAAGCGUGUGUGCACACAUGGUACAUAUCCACGUGCCUACCUGAGAUUCACAUGGAAUGGAAUUCCAGACAACCAGCACAAGCUCCCCGGGGCUUGCAGGUGUGCUGCUCGGGGGCAGGAGCAUGGGGGAGUCGCCAAUCUGAGGGGCUGAAGUUGGAGAAAUGAUUUCUUCUCUCAAGUACCCGGGAGUGGCCACACAUGUUCAGAAGGGAAGGGGUCUCAGCAAGCUCACCAUUUGGGGUAUUUAUGUAUUGGUAGAGACUCCCCUGUACAUGCAGAGGGCUUGGGGAUUGGAAAUUAAUGAAAUAGCAGUCCCAUAGAAAUAGACCCCCUUGGGGGAGGUCCGGUGGAAAGAGGAAGAUAAAUCGUCUGUGGGGUAGAUGCAAUAAGCCCACAAGUUUUUACACUGGAAACUUUGAUUGUUUUAAAUAACAAAGACGUAUAUGAUGAUCCACGUGGAUUCUGCCUCUGUCCUCACCUCCAUGGCCACCUCCAGGAGAGCGGGGAGGAGCUUGCUGCUUUGCUCAGCCUGCCAACCCCAGGCCAUGGAAGCCAACCCCAACUCUUUGGUGCCUCCUUGAGUUGAAGGAAGGGUCUCACCGGUUUAUUCCUGGUCAACUGGUGGCCCAGGCCUGGCCUUGUCCUGGGGUGGUGGCCAGAGUUUCCAUCUUUAGGGACCCGUAGAGGUUCCUUGCAGAAAUGACAAAUCUUGGGAAGCCAGCCCAUUUUUCAUCAUCAAGGGUCUCCCUGCACUUGGAUCUGAGGCCAUGUGUUUGAAGUCAAGGCUUUAUUCUUUCCAGCCAUGAGAUUCUUGCAAGUUGCCCUUGCCCUGUGCCUGGAGACAGACUCCAAGCAUGAGGACCUUGCUACUGACCGAGCUUGGGGCUCAGGGAACCUCUUCGGGUUGCCCUGUAAUGGUGCAUAGGGAGGGUGGAGCUUCUCUUUCCGCUUCUCUGGGCAGCCACCUGGGUGAUCUUUAGAACAGACCCCAAUGGGGGGAAGGGGGGGCAGUCUGGCCCCUGUGGCUCCCAUCAGGAAGACUGCUGGGUAGCUAGGCACCGGUGUGGCUGACAGACUUCGAAGAGGGCCUGGCUGUGGAGAUAAACCAAGCAAAGCUGGGAGCUCCUAACAGCAGGUGUCUCAGCCUUGUUGGGGUGGGGUCUCCCCAUCUCUUCACUUCCUCUCCAAGAAAGGUUUGGGGAGCUGGGCAGUUGGCGGAAGGAGUGCAAGGAAGGUGGAUGUUUGCCGCAGAGCCGUUCCUGUCGUCCCGACUUCUGCUCUCCUCUGUGGCUUCCCUGGCCUCUUUAGAUGGCUCACAGCUGUGAUCUUAUUGUUGACUUUCCAAAAGAUGGCAUGCUGCCACCUGGCAUUUUGCCGGGGGUCUCUUAGCAAGGCAGCCUCUUUGGGGACAGCACCACCAGCCCUGUGGGGCGUGGCCUGGAAAUCCGGAGGCCCUGGUCUCAAUCUUACACCUUGGUAGGGCUCUGCAACACGCAGAGAAAACCCCGGGGGGCUGGGGUGGG
This is a messenger RNA of Nyctereutes procyonoides (raccoon dog), 3033 nucleotides long. RefSeq names its product Ras association domain family member 2 (gene RASSF2). NCBI's taxonomy places the organism in Eukaryota, Metazoa, Chordata, Mammalia, Carnivora, Canidae. The record is from RefSeq and is a predicted model, not a curated record. Gene Ontology annotation, biological process: positive regulation of JNK cascade; positive regulation of protein kinase activity; signal transduction. Gene Ontology annotation, cellular component: cytoplasm; nucleus. The coding region runs from base 237 to 1217 and encodes 326 amino acids. The transcript has 12 exons.